Gigantopelta aegis is the source of this 2632-nucleotide messenger RNA. Its product is annotated as recombining binding protein suppressor of hairless-like. Bases 331 to 2187 code for a protein of 618 amino acids. NCBI's taxonomy places the organism in Eukaryota, Metazoa, Mollusca, Gastropoda, Neomphalida, Peltospiridae. Gene Ontology annotation, cellular component: nucleus. Gene Ontology annotation, biological process: regulation of transcription by RNA polymerase II. Gene Ontology annotation, molecular function: DNA-binding transcription activator activity, RNA polymerase II-specific; RNA polymerase II cis-regulatory region sequence-specific DNA binding. The transcript has 13 exons. The record is from RefSeq and is a predicted model, not a curated record.
UGUGUGGUGGAUAUUUCGGCCAUAUUGCUGGAAAGUUUUUAGUGUAUUUGUCAAAAGUUACAAAUUAUUCGUUACAUUUCCUUUGUUGGCUUGUCAAUUUCUCAGAAACUUAAAGGAAUUAAUACGUUUAUUGCGUUCUAUUAAAUCAUUUUCUUGGAAUGUCAACGAUCUUUUGAUCUAGAGAUUUGUCCAGUAGAAGCCUUUCGGUUAUUGAAGAAGUGUCAAGUUCCCAAACCCCCGCAUAGAACACGGCACUCAAAUAAUCAUUGAAAGAGUUCAUUGCAGCAGUAUGCCCUGAAUGGACCAGCCGCUAUUCUGUCACACCAUGGCAUGCAGUUUGCAAUCCGUGGAGAAUCGGGCUUCGUUGCUUCUCAGUCAGGUCACAUGCUCAGCCGAGCAGUCGAUCCUUCGCAUAAUCUGAUCUUAAACGGGACUACGGAACAUCGGCACAUAAAUGGCCACAUGGCACACAGCAGUGUGGACAAUCCAGUAGACCUGUCCAACUCCGGGGUGCUUGAGGUCAACGGACUGGUCAAGGAGGAGCAGCAGCUGGUUGACCGUCGCCAUGGCAACCAGCCAAUGUAUGGCCACCAAGGCAUCACUGUUGGCAUUCCAGAUCAGUCACAUGAUGCGGGAAGCCAACUUAUGGCAGGAUCGCUCACACCGCCAGAUAAACUCAACGGGGAUCUUGUUGCUAUCGCCUCGUCCAGUCCCCUCGGCAUCAACACCCUCUCCACCAUGCAGGCCCCACCCAGCCCACUUCCCACACCGUCGCCACCACUGAUGAGGAACAUGGGGGACACGUGUUUCAGCCACAGCUCUUUCCAAAGUCAGAAACUGACAAAAGAAGCUAUGAGAAGAUAUUUACGGGACAGAGCAGAUCAAAUAUUAGUUAUUCUACAUGCAAAAGUGGCACAGAAAUCCUACGGCAAUGAAAAAAGGUUUUUCUGCCCUCCGCCAUGUAUAUAUUUAUUUGGGAGUGGCUGGAAACGGAAAAAGGAUCAGAUGGAACAGGAAGGGGCUGGUGAACAGGAGUCAACUGUCUGUGCGUUUAUGGGUAUCGGCAACUCCGACCAGGAGAUGGUUCAGCUUAACCUUGAGGGCAAGAAUUACUGUGCAGCAAAGACUUUGUAUAUAUCGGACUCUGAUAAGAGGAAACAUUUUAUGUUGACUGUAAAAAUGUUUUACGGCCUUGGCCAGGACAUUGGUGUGUUCCAUAGCAAGCGGAUCAAAGUGAUAUCGAAGCCUUCUAAAAAGAAACAGUCUCUUAAAAAUGCAGACUUGUGUAUUGCAUCAGGGACCAAAGUUGCAUUGUUUAACAGACUGCGCUCACAAACUGUAAGCACUCGCUACCUCCAUGUUGAUGAUGGGAAUUUCCAUGCAAGCUCUACGCAGUGGGGAGCUUUCACCAUCCAUUUAUUGGAUGAUAACGAGGGUGAAUCGGAAGAGUUCACGGUGAGGGACGGCUACAUCCACUACGGUUCAACAAUUAAGCUCGUCUGUUCCGUUACAGAAAUGGCAUUACCCAGACUUAUAAUUCGAAAGGUUGACAAGCAGACGGCACUGCUGGAUGCAGAUGACCCCGUGUCCCAGCUUCACAAAUGUGCGUUCUAUCUGAAGGACACAGAGAGGAUGUACCUCUGUCUAUCUCAGGAGAGAAUCAUUCAGUUCCAGGCGACACCAUGUCCAAAAGAACAGAAUAAAGAGAUGAUAAAUGAUGGUGCAUCAUGGACAAUCAUUAGCACUGACAAGGCAGAGUAUACGUUCUAUGAGGGGAUGGGGCCAGUGAAGAUACCAGUAACUCCAGUGCCUGUUGUUAACAGUUUACACUUAAAUGGUGGCGGGGACGUGGCGAUGUUGGAGAUAAGUGGUGACAACUUCACGCCGUCGUUCAAGGUGUGGUUUGGCGAGGUGGAGGCGGAAACGAUGUUCCGCUCUGAUGAGAGCAUGCUGUGCGUCGUCCCCGACAUCUCCGCAUUCAGGGCUGGCUGGAGAUGGGUGCGACAACCACUGCAGGUACCAGUGUCGUUAGUACGAAAUGAUGGCAUUAUCUACUCAACUGGAUUAACAUUCACAUACACCCCAGAACCCGGUCCUCGAACGCACUGCCGUGAGGUGGAUGAAGCAUUUAGACAUAACACAACGGCCAGUCCGGACUCUACGUCAAACAUUUCAAACAUCUUGUGAUAGUUGCAAUCUUCUCAAACCUUGCAUUGCUGUUGUGACGUGAUAUAUUUCUGCAGCAGAAAAUGUCUUUGCCCAAGAUACCAAAUGAAAGUGCUUUAUGUGUGUGACUUGUCAAUGUCAUCAUUCAAUGUGGCCAGUAAUGGAGAUCUUUUUUCUUUUUUUUUUAAAUGAAGAUUCAGGUGUGUCGGAUUCUAUCGUGCCUUGAUGUGAAUGCCACCAUUGUGAGCUCCAUUUUUUACAUUUUAUUUUAUGAUUUUAAUCAAAAUUUGAAUCUUCAAGUCUUUGGUAUUUGCUUGUGGCUGUUAGAAUUUUAUGUUGUUUACUUCGGCUGUCUGGGAAGAUGGGGACGGUGAGAUCUAUUUGCAUGCCAUGCGAUGCAUUCUGACUGUUCGGUGGAAUCGACCCAGCGACAGCAAUGAUUUCCUUUGUACAAGGAGGAUUAGUC